GUGGGUCUGGAGUGAAUGAGAUAAGCAUCGGUGGCCAACGCAGCCCUACGAAUCCCAGAGUGUCUAUUUGAGGAUGACCAUGACCAUAUCUUUGUCAGGAUCCCAUAUCGCUACGCCGUGCAAAUGAGACCGCCGUUCAGGAUAGCUGUGCUCGAGUGCGACACUCCGCUCGACGAGGUCGUGAAAGAAUAUGGCCGCUAUGGCGAGAUUUUUGAAAAGCUCCUGAAGCAGGGGGCGGACGAGCUGGGCCAGCCGGACGUCGCUUCCUCAAAGGACAUUCAGGUGACCAAAUGGGACGUUGUCGAAAAGGAGGACGAGUACCCGGAGUUAGAUAAUGUUGACGCCGUCCUUCUUACCGGCUCCAAACAUAACUCUUUUGACGACAAGUCUUGGAUCCUGAAGCUUGUCGAGUUUACCAGAAAGGUGCUUGCACAGGACCGUGUGCGCUUGAUAGGCGUCUGUUUCGGGCACCAGAUCAUCGGGCGUGCGAUGGACGUCAAGGUGGGCAGAAGCGACCUUGGAUGGGAGCUUGCAGUCCUGCCGAUGGAGUUGACGGGAAAGGGCAAGGAGAUAUUUAAGCAAGGCACACUCAACUACCACCAGAUGCACCGCGACAUAGUGUACGAGCUGCCUCAAGGAGUUGAGUUGCUGGGUCACUCGACGUUGUGCAACGUGCAGAGCAUGUACGCCAAGGGUCGGCUCAUCACGGUGCAGGGCCACCCCGAGUUCAACGAGAGGAUCAUGACAGUCCUCUUGUCGGCUCGACACGACCAGGGCAUUUUUGAUGACGAGCUGUACGAGAAGUCGAUGAGGCGGGCUGGGAGUGCGCAUGAUGGGCUUGUGAUUACGCAGGCGUUUGUGCGCUUCCUGUUGGAGGAUUAGUGGCAGGCCCGUUAUAGACGCCCGUUCCAAGUUUUAUUUUUUUUCUUAGAUAGAUUGUCAAUAGAGGCAUUUUUCUUCGCUGGCG
Messenger RNA from Aplosporella prunicola CBS 121167, 967 nucleotides. RefSeq lists its product as uncharacterized. Lineage: Eukaryota; Fungi; Ascomycota; Dothideomycetes; Botryosphaeriales; Aplosporellaceae. Gene Ontology annotation, cellular component: cytosol; nucleus. The record is from RefSeq and is a predicted model, not a curated record. Bases 124 to 882 code for a protein of 252 amino acids. The transcript is spliced from 3 exons.